Messenger RNA from Myotis brandtii (Brandt's bat), 353 nucleotides. Its product is annotated as interleukin-36 receptor antagonist protein. The transcript has 2 exons. Gene Ontology annotation, molecular function: cytokine activity; interleukin-1 receptor binding. Lineage: Eukaryota; Metazoa; Chordata; Mammalia; Chiroptera; Vespertilionidae. The record is from RefSeq and is a predicted model, not a curated record. The annotation marks the transcript as partial. Gene Ontology annotation, biological process: cellular response to lipopolysaccharide; inflammatory response to antigenic stimulus.
GCGAGGAGAUCAGUGUUGUCCCCAAUCGGUUUCUGGACGACAGCCUUUCUCCAGUCAUCCUGGGCGUCCAGGGAGGGAGCCAGUGCCUGUCGUGUGGGACGGGGCAGGAACCGACUCUGAAACUAGAGCCAGUGGACAUUAUGGAGCUCUACCGCAGCCCCAAGGAUUCCAGGGGUUUCACCUUCUUCAGGAGGGACACGGGACUCACCUCCAGGUUCGAGUCGGCUGCCUUCCCGGGCUGGUUCCUCUGCACGGUGCCUGAAGCAGACCAGCCUCUCAGGCUCAGCCAGCUCCCGGGGGAUGCCAGCUGGGACCACCCCAUCAUGGACUUCUACUUCCAGCAAUGUGACUAG